Symbiodinium sp. CCMP2592 is the source of this 450-nucleotide messenger RNA. NCBI's taxonomy places the organism in Eukaryota, Dinophyceae, Suessiales, Symbiodiniaceae. The record is from the annotation of a GenBank genome assembly.
AUGGUGGCACUGGUGAAGCUCCAGAAGGACCUGGGCCUGAAACCAAGCCCUCUGGAGCACCUCCGAAGACCACCGCGAAGAAGGACGAACUUGUUCCGGUUGCGAGUGCGCACGGCCGAGAACGUCAGCAUGGUGUUCUGCAAUUUCUUUGAGGCGGACGAUGAAGGCUUCAUGAAGCGGCUCAUCACUCGCCUGAAAGAUCAGAAGUUGAAGACGGUGCAGGAGUUGCAGCGGCUAAACUUUCGAAUCAUUGCAGUUGGCAGCUCUUUCAAUGACAUCGAGAUGCUUCAUGCAGCGGAAAAGGGCAUCCUCUACCGGCCCUCGGAAUCCAUCCGCAAAGAAAUCACAGACAUCCCGAUCGUCAAAACCUAUGAUGAGCUCAAGGCCGUCAUUGAAGGCAUUGUGACGGAGAAAGCCGUGCCAAACGGCAAGAGACAAAAGACUGCAUAG